AUGCCUCCUAAGUCCAAGAAACGUGCCAGCAAGGCUGAUGACUACGACUCCGAUGACGGUUUCGUUGAAGACGCUCCAAAAUCCAAACGUACCAAAACAGCAAUCUCCAAAGACAAGCAAGUUGACGACGAUGGCAAUCCUUACUGGGAGCUCUCUGGCAAGCGCCGCGUCACCUUGUCAGAGUACAAGAACAUGCAUUUGAUCAACAUUCGCGAGUACUACGAAAAGGACGGCAAGACGCUUCCAGGAAGAAAGGGCAUCUCUCUCUCUUUGGAACAGUUUUCGGCUUUCCUCGGUAUCCUUCCUGAAGUAGAAGCAGUUUUGAAGUCCCAGGGUCAAGAGCUUCCUCGUCCGAACUACGGCGAAGACACCGUAGCCAAACCUUCUUCGUCAGCCAAAGCCUCCAAAUCAGAGGAAGACGCAGACGAGCCCGAGCCAGCCGGUGAUCAGUCGGAGACAAACACCGUUUCGACAAGCAAGCUUGACAGAUUCAAGUAUGAGAAGAAAAACCAUGAGGCUACCAGCGACGAAGAGGAUUGA
This is a messenger RNA of Aureobasidium melanogenum CBS 110374, 540 nucleotides long. RefSeq names its product PC4-domain-containing protein. Gene Ontology annotation, molecular function: DNA binding; transcription coactivator activity. The record is from RefSeq and is a predicted model, not a curated record. Lineage: Eukaryota; Fungi; Ascomycota; Dothideomycetes; Dothideales; Saccotheciaceae. The transcript has 4 exons. Gene Ontology annotation, biological process: positive regulation of transcription initiation by RNA polymerase II. The coding region runs from base 1 to 540 and encodes 179 amino acids.